AUGGUGAAUAUAUGGUUCACUAGGAACAAGGUAUUUUUUGAUAAUAUUGCUCCUGAUGUACUGAACGCAAAGAAGAGAAUAACAAGAAUGGUAAAGGACUGUGAAAUAAGACUUAGAGGCUACACAAAUAAAUAUGACUAUGAUUUACAGGUUCUGCAUUUCUUUGAUAUACAAUACAGGAAGAUGAAGAUUACUAAAAUCAUUGAAUGCCAUUUCACAUUAGCCGAUGAAAAUACUACUCUACUUUGUUGUGAUGGAGCUUCAAGAGGUAACCUUGGUAAUUCUGGCUAUGGUUUUAUAAUUAGAGAUCAUACAGGUCAGUUCAUAGCUGCUGAGAGUGGAGGACUUGGAGUAACAACAAAUUUUGUAGCUGAAAUUAUGGGAACCUUAUGUGCUUUGGAAUGGGCAGUAAAACAUAACAACCUCCAAGUUAUUGUUAAUACUGACUCAAAUGCAGCAAUGUCGGUCUUUUCCAACAACAAAUUACCUUGGUUUGUAUGGGCCAGAUGGAAAUUGGGUUGCAAGACUUUGAGGAAAAUUCAUUUCAAUCAUGUUUACAGGGAGAUCAACUUUUCUGCUGAUUUCUUUGCAAAAAAAGAAUGUCACCUGCUAAGAGGGAAAGUUCUACAGUUCUCCUCUAGACCAAUCAAUAUGCAGAGAACGGAAUUCCCUGGCUUACCAUAUUUUCGAUUUGCUUGA
Molecule: messenger RNA, 699 nt
Organism: Papaver somniferum (opium poppy)
Lineage: Eukaryota; Viridiplantae; Streptophyta; Magnoliopsida; Ranunculales; Papaveraceae
Exons: 1
Coding region: 1-699 (232 amino acids)
Molecular function (GO): RNA-DNA hybrid ribonuclease activity; nucleic acid binding
Source: RefSeq, a predicted model, not a curated record